This is a messenger RNA of Oldenlandia corymbosa var. corymbosa, 2239 nucleotides long. Lineage: Eukaryota; Viridiplantae; Streptophyta; Magnoliopsida; Gentianales; Rubiaceae. The record is from the annotation of a GenBank genome assembly.
GUAAAAUACAAAUAUUUCUAUGAUCACACUUAUAAAACAUUUCUAAAUCCUUCAAACAUUUCUAAAAUAUAUCGCUACAAACACAAAAUUUUAUUUUUUUUUCAAAUAUAAAUAUUUCUAAGAUCUACAGAUAGACUGGGGCAGGGUCGCGCAUUCAGACAUCACUAGUACUAUAUAUAAGGCCCAAUUAUCGCGCUACACUAAAUACAAUUAUCAAGAUAAGUUGAGGAUGCUUCCUGGGAACAUAAAAAUGGUCAAACCUUAAAUGAGUUGUUUAGACUGAUUACAUUAGGACAUUGGCAAAGAAUGGUAACGUGGUUGUUCUAAACAAAGUGUACGUGGUUGAGGAUUAACCCAACGAUUUACUAUUUGACUUCAGUAACCCUGAUGACACCAAUCUCUAUAUACUCUCUAUUUUCUGGGUCUUCCCAAAACGUGGGAAUUUGUUAUUUCAUUUUGAAAUUUUGUGGCAUCGCAUAAUGUUUCUCGUCAAGACAUGGAGAUCAACUGCCUUUGGGUUAUAUGGAUACUUGAAUUUCACCAAAGCUGGUUACUUGUAAGUACCCGUUUCUUUCUUUUUUUUGCCACGAUUGAUCAAAUUUGGUUCCAUUCAGAAAGGAUCAUUUUGGUUUUCAGUCGUAGGUUUAUGAAUCCGGUUUGAUUUUUCUUCUUCAAUAAACAUGUGAUGAAGCUUGGCAGUUGAUUUUACUUUGGUGAAGUGGAGACAUUCUCCUUUAUAUAUAGCUGGUUUUUUCGAUUUUAUGGUGGGAUUGUUCUCUGACAUUCGGCAUUGCUCUUACAAGUUUGUGUUUACAAGUUGCUGGGAUUGUUUAUAUGUGUUUCUUGGGUAAUGCUUGAAUUCAGAGAACAUUCAAAGAAGUUCAAUGCAGAGGAUAUGCAAGCUCCAAUUGAAGGCAAAAACUGUGUUGUCACUGGUGCGAAUGCCGGUAUUGGCUAUGCCACUGCUGAGGGUCUUGCAUCACGUGGGGCUAAUGUUUACAUGGUAUGCCGCAAUAAGGAAAGGGGAGAAGCUGCACUUUCCAAGAUUCAGGAGAAGACAGGGAAUAAAAAUGUCUACUUAGAGGUCUGUGAUAUUUCUUCCAUCAGUGACAUCAAGGCAUUUGCAUCUAGAUUUUCUUCCAAGGAUGCACCUGUUCAUGUUCUGGUUAACAAUGCUGGUGUGCUUGAAAACAACCGUGUGACAACACCUGAAGGAUAUGAGCUCAACUUUGCUGUUAAUGCUCUCGGUACAUACACUACAACAGAGCUGAUGGUACCAUUAUUGGAGAAAGCAGCCCCAGAUGCACGUGUCAUUACAGUUUCCUCUGGUGGAAUGUAUACAGCCCCUUUGACCAAAGAUCUUCAAUUUAGCAAUGGGACAUUCAAUGGCGUGGAACAAUAUGCUAGGAACAAGCGUCUUCAGGUUGCAUUGACAGAGAAGUGGGCGGAAACCUACAAAGAGAAAGGGAUUUCUUUCUACGCAAUGCACCCUGGUUGGGCAGAGACUCCCGGAGUAGCCACUAGUCUGCCCAGUUUCUCAAAAUCGAUGUCAGGAAAACUUAGAACUAGCGAGGAAGGUGCAGACACUAUAAUCUGGUUGGCAUUGCAGCCGAAAGAGAAACUUGUAUCUGGAGCGUUCUAUUUUGACAGAGCUGAAGCUCCUAAACACCUCUUGUUUGCAGCUACAAAGGGUUCUCAUUCUCUUAUAGACUCCAUAGUGGAUGACCUUCGUUCCAUGGCUGGCCUAUCGAAAUAAUGAUAGCUUCUUUAUCAUCCAUAAUAUUCUAGUAGUAGGACUUGAUCUUUUUUGACGGAGCAUUUUUAAAUCAUUUCCUUUUCAUACAUAAAACUUCAUUGCCAGUGGUUUGAAUGGUUGUUUUGAUUUUCAAUUUACUUAAAAAGGAAAAAGGAAGAAUAACGCAAAGAAUCAUUGCCGGUCAAUUAGCGCAAACGAAUCAGUAUGGUGAGAGGACCCCAAUCAGCUUUCUUUCAUUAAUAGUGGGCAUCAAUUUGGUCUGGAUUCUACAGGAUCAUCCAAAAGGAGGGACGACCAAAGUGUGGUGAUUGCGUAUAUCUGGCCCUUGCACGUGCACAGAGUCCAAUUCCUGUGGUAGAGCAGGUCGAAGGAGUGAUGAUAUACAACGAAAAGUCGUGAUAAAAUCUAAAUUGGACAAUAAUUUUGGGACGGAAAAGUAUAAUAUUUGAAUAUGUAGUGCUCAACAACGACUUCAAAUAUGCA